AUGCCAAGAACAAAACGACCUGUUAAACGGUCGGAGAAGACGGCCGAUGAUGACGAUGUUUUGAAGAAAUUAAAUAAAUUAGUAAUGGAUCAGAAAAAAAAAAUUGACUCCAGAGCUCAAAUGGAAAUAAGGAAUGUGGAGUUGGCAUUCAAGAUACUUCUGGGUUCUAUUAGCGAUACAUACUUACAGAAGACAGUUGGUGAGCUGAAAACAGAAUUGCAUCUUAAGGAGGUGGUAAAUACAACACGGAGGUCGACAACCCGUAACACCACCACCACCACCAGGUCCGCCUCGCAUGAUGAUGGCUACCUCACUGAGAACUCGUCCCAGGGCUCCGGAGGGCGCGGUGCCAAGACGAACCUAGGUCCGCCAAGUACAGCGAGUCGAAUGACCACACGUCGGUCACGAUCAGCUGACACUCGUGUAAUGAGUGCUGCUAAGACACAGCGGCGCCAGUCACGUUCGGUCUACCGCACGCCCGCUUACAACAAGAAUUCAACCCUCAAAUACCCAGUCAUCACGCCAAAGGUGACACCGCAAACUCCACUGACUGUGCUAAGGCAACCCCGUCAAGGUGAAAUGGUGCUGUCCAUGUCUGGAUCACCCGUCAUGGUACCUUCGUGUUACGCGAUGCAACCAGAUGAUAAGGCAAACUGCAACAUACUGCUCCAAGACGGCACCAUGCUGUCCCUCCAACCGAAGCAACUGCGUCAGUCCCAAGCUUUUAUCCCCUUCUCCCUCAUGGACCCCAGCACGUUGACCCAGCUCAAGACUCUAAAGGAGAACCUAGACAAAGUUGUUAAGCUCGGAGAAAAGAACAUUGUGAAGUGA
Messenger RNA from Parnassius apollo (apollo), 831 nucleotides. Lineage: Eukaryota; Metazoa; Arthropoda; Insecta; Lepidoptera; Papilionidae. The record is from the annotation of a GenBank genome assembly.